Molecule: messenger RNA, 1007 nt
Organism: Medicago truncatula (barrel medic)
Lineage: Eukaryota; Viridiplantae; Streptophyta; Magnoliopsida; Fabales; Fabaceae
Product: E3 SUMO-protein ligase MMS21
Exons: 7
Coding region: 106-840 (244 amino acids)
Biological process (GO): double-strand break repair via homologous recombination; protein sumoylation
Cellular component (GO): Smc5-Smc6 complex; nucleus
Molecular function (GO): zinc ion binding; SUMO ligase activity
Source: RefSeq, a predicted model, not a curated record
GUAGUAUUUCAAAAUUCAAUUUUCACCGUGAGGUUCUAACCUUCCUAUCUCCCUCCAAAAUUCCCCUUUCGCGGAGCUCUCAGAGCACCAAUCCACCGGAGAUUCAUGGCGUCAAGUUCACACGGCGGCGUUUCUGGUCGGAUAAAGAACUUAACUUCCACUUACGGCACUGAUAUUCAACCUAUCAUCUCUGAUAUCCGUUCAACAGUUGGUGUGAUGAAGGGUAUUGCAGUUCAAUUGGAAAAAGACAAGCUUUUUGACAAGGUGAAGGAGAUGGAAGAUGCUGUUGUGGAGUUAAUUGGCUUAAAUGAACUUAGUGUGCAUUUUUCAUCUUCUGUUCAAGCUUUUGGUAAUAGAUACAAGCCUGGAGAACAGUUGACUGAUUUUCAUAAGGUGUUUGAGGAUGAAAUUUCGCAGUUUCAGGCCAAUCGAAAUUCAGAUGUUCAAAGACAUACUUUAGUGCGCCAAUUUAAGGAAGCUGUAUGGAAUGUGCAUCAUGAGGGACAACCAAUGCCAGGUGAAGAAAAUGAUGACAUUGUAAUGACCGGUACCCAAUCUAAUAUUUUGAAUUUCAAAUGUCCAUUGAGUGGAAAGCCUAUUACUGAGCUUCAAGAACCAGUUCGCAGCAUGCAAUGUAGGCACAUUUAUGAAAAGCAAGUGAUAACGCAAUAUAUCCAGUCAGAGGGUGGCCGUACUCAAUGCCCAAUAUCGGGUUGCCCAAAGGCGUUGGAUGUUAAUGUGCUGGUACAGGAUCCGUCGUUGGCUGUGGAUAUUGACGAAAUGCGAAAAAUGGACAAAGAAACUAAUGUAGAAGAUUUCACCAUGCUUGAUGAAGAUUAGUGAUUGAUUAAACGAACUGGUGAUAAGAUUUUGUCUGUAAAUUCUGAUAGUUUUUGACUUUCACUAUGAUGACUUGUGUUGAUUUUUUAUGGCAUGUGUUUAUUGAACUGGUUUCAACUUGCAAAUUUGCAUGCGUUAGUGAGGUUUCUAUGACUUUGUUUUUCAUA